AUCUCUGCGGUGUGCGAAGUCGAGGGCAUAAAACGCUCGCGUCCUCUGCUUCGCCACCUCUUGUUCCCCUUUUGUUCCCAGAUCUCCCUAAUUUUCUCUUGCGAGUUCGAUCGAUCGAUCUGCGGAGGCGGCAUGGCCGAGCAGCUCACCGACGACCAGAUCGCAGAGUUCAAGGAGGCCUUCAGCUUGUUCGACAAGGACGGCGAUGGCUGUAUCACAACUAAGGAGCUUGGAACUGUGAUGCGUUCUUUGGGUCAGAACCCUACUGAAGCAGAACUACAAGACAUGAUAAAUGAGGUUGAUGCUGAUGGCAAUGGUACAAUCGACUUUCCCGAGUUUCUUAACUUGAUGGCUCGCAAGAUGAAGGAUACAGAUUCAGAGGAGGAGCUGAAGGAGGCCUUCCGAGUGUUCGACAAGGAUCAGAAUGGCUUCAUCUCUGCUGCUGAACUUCGUCACGUCAUGACCAACCUCGGCGAGAAGCUUACAGACGAGGAAGUUGAUGAAAUGAUCCGUGAGGCCGAUGUUGAUGGUGAUGGUCAAAUCAACUAUGAGGAGUUUGUGAAAGUGAUGAUGGCGAAGUGAUUCCUCACAAUAAGAUAGAAGUUGGCGUGAGUUGUAAAAUGUCAUUUUAUUUUCCAGCCGGUAGUUACAUCCGAUUAGCCUUAGUUGGAAAAUUAGAACUGGGUGUCCUUCAUCAGUAAUUGUUUCAUUAAACUUGACUUUGUUGCUUCAUUAACUUUAAAGCGUUUGCGUUUGAUUUCCGAUGGAACUAUUUUAUAUAAAUAUUUCUUGCGGUCUUGUUAUAA
Molecule: messenger RNA, 806 nt
Organism: Musa acuminata AAA Group (dessert banana)
Lineage: Eukaryota; Viridiplantae; Streptophyta; Magnoliopsida; Zingiberales; Musaceae
Product: calmodulin-1
Exons: 2
Coding region: 133-582 (149 amino acids)
Molecular function (GO): calcium ion binding
Source: RefSeq, a predicted model, not a curated record